UCUUCACCCCCUCCCCAUCCCCCACGAACCAAGCCGCUGUGAUGUCCUUGCUGUCGCCGCCGCCCCAUUCAGCCUCUCACCAGCCCUGGGGGCACCGGCUCUGUUCAACUGCCCAAUCUCACCCAGGCUUCGGGCUUCCUGGAGGGUCAUGCAACCCAUAGCUAUGACUAAGACGCUCACUUGGUAACUCUGCCAUAUUCCUUAUCUUUCCCUCCUUUCCCUCCCCUCCCCCUUUAACCACCCCCGUGUUCCCCUCCACCACCCUUGAGCCCUCCCCCGCCCCCAGACGCCCACCCUUAGACUCCUUUUCCUGCAAGAUCGCAGAGGUGGCGCGCAGCCCGACGAGCCGAUGACGGACCCCUGCCUCCUGUCUUCAAUGCCUCAGCAGAAGACCCCCAAAGGCUGGAGAGAGGAGGGCUGCGGCUGGACAUCCUCCGGGCGACGCUGCUCGGACCUGGUGCUAGUGGUGGAUGAGACUGGCGACUGAACAAGUCCCUGUCUCUGCCUUCGCUGUCGCCCGCCCAGUCGUUGCCGUCGAUCCGGACGGGUUCCCACCUUGCUCCUUCUGCCUCUCACCCCAGAUCGGGACCGGGCUUCGGGCGCCCCGGGGCUCGCCCCGCGCCUGCCGCCGCCCGCGCGCCGACUGCCCGCCGCGUCCUCCUGACAGCUGCGGCGGCGGUGAUGCAGAGGAGGAGGGCGCUGCCGGCGGCGGUGCUUAUGGUGGCGGUCGGCGCCCGGGUGUAAUGCGAGCGUCAUGGUGGAGAUGCUGGCUUCGCGGCGGUGAGAGAGCAAACGAAGGCGAGAGCUAGCCAAGGGCGGAAGACUGACCAGUUCCGAUGCUUUCUUUCCUCUGUCGCUUCCCCCCACCGUAUUUUACCCGUGGUUUGCAUAUUUAAAAUCUCUGGACUCAAUCCUCUCCCUACCACCGAAGUCUCCCCGUUUCUAAAUGGAAUUAGUGGAGAUCGGAGCCUCUGGUGUAACGCACAGACAUGAUCUAUGGACGCAGUUUGUUUCACAUUAUAGCAAGUUUAAUCAUCCUCCAUUCUUCUGGAGCAACCAAGAAAGGAACAGAAAAACAAAUCACCCCAGAAACACAGAAGUCAGUGCAGUGUGGAACGUGGACAAAGCAUGCAGAGGGAGGCGUCUUUACCUCUCCCAAUUAUCCCAGCAAAUACCCCCCAGACCGAGAGUGUGUCUAUAUCAUAGAAGCUGCCCCAAGGCAGUGCAUUGAACUUUACUUUGAUGAAAAAUACUCAAUCGAACCAUCUUGGGAGUGCAAAUUUGAUCAUAUUGAAGUUCGAGAUGGACCCUUUGGCUUUUCUCCAAUAAUUGGGAGGUUCUGUGGACAACAGAAUCCACCUGUAAUAAAAUCUAGUGGACGAUUUCUGUGGAUUAAAUUUUUUGCUGAUGGCGAGCUGGAGUCUAUGGGAUUUUCAGCUCGAUAUAAUUUCACACCUGAUCCCGACUUUAAGGACCUUGGAGUUUUGAAACCAUUGCCAGCGUGUGAGUUUGAGAUGGGCGGCCCGGAAGGAAUUGUGGAGUCCAUACAGAUUCUGAAAGAAGGCAAAGCUUCUGCCAGUGAAGCCGUGGAUUGCAAAUGGUACAUCCGAGCCCCACCAAGAUCCAAGAUUUACUUACGUUUCUUGGACUAUGAGAUGCAGAAUUCAAAUGAAUGCAAAAGAAACUUUGUGGCGGUCUAUGAUGGAAGUAGUUCGGUGGAGGAUUUGAAGGCCAAGUUCUGCAGCACUGUGGCUAAUGACGUCAUGCUGCGCACAGGCCUUGGGGUGAUCCGCAUGUGGGCAGACGAGGGCAGCCGCAACAGCAGGUUUCAGAUGCUCUUCACAUCCUUUCAAGAACCUCCCUGUGAAGGCAACACUUUCUUCUGCCAUAGUAACAUGUGUAUUAACAACACACUAGUCUGCAAUGGGCUCCAGAACUGUGUAUAUCCCUGGGAUGAAAAUCACUGUAAAGAAAAGAGGAAAACCAGCCUGCUGGAUCAGCUGACCAACACCAGUGGGACGGUCAUUGGCGUGACUUCCUGCAUUGUGAUCAUCCUUAUUAUCGUUUCUGUCAUUGUACAGAUCAAACAGCCUCGUAAAAAAUACGUCCAAAGGAAGUCAGACUUUGACCAGACCGUUUUCCAGGAGGUGUUUGAGCCUCCUCACUAUGAGUUAUGCACGCUCAGAGGAACUGGAGCAACAGCUGACUUUGCAGACGUGGCAGAAGACUUUGAAAAUUAUCAUAAACUGCGGAGAUCAUCUUCCAAAUGCAUCCAUGACCAUCACUGUGGAUCCCAACUGUCCAGUGCGAAAGGCAGUCGCAGUAACCUCAGCACAAGGGACGCUUCCAUCUUGGCAGAGAUACCCACCCAACCAGUCAAGCCCCUCAUCCCACCUGUGAACAGAAGGAACAUCCUGGUCAUGAAACACAACUACUCACAAGAUGCCGCAGAUGCCUGCGACAUUGACGAGAUUGAGGAGGUGCCCACCACGAGCCACAGGCUAUCCAGACACGAAAAAUCCGUCCAGCGGUUCUGCCUCAUUGGGUCUCUAAGCAAACAUGAAUCUGAAUACAACACAACUAGGGUCUAAAACGAGAACUCAAGAGAAGAACUAUUUAUACAAACAUGGGGACUGUGAAAAGAAAAUUUCGUAGUGAAUUGUGAAAAGUGGACAUAUUUCUAAAUUCAUUCCACUGCCUUUAUCCAAACUUAAGAGUUACAGACAUGUGUUAUUCCUUCGGCAAGACUCCCUGCUGCUGCACAAUGACGUGUCCAUUUCCUAAUUUGGUUGCUGAUCACCAAGUGCUCCUUAGGUUUUAAAUACAUUCUGAGAUUUAUGGAAACUUGAAGAAGAAAUUAGUUCCUGAUUGAGAUUACCCCAGCUUUAUGUUUACUGUCGGUUUCACAUUUGUUUAUAUGUUGUUUGUAUGUCUUUGUUACAUGAUUGUACCUAUGUGAUCUGUGG
Molecule: messenger RNA, 2966 nt
Organism: Arvicanthis niloticus (Nile rat)
Lineage: Eukaryota; Metazoa; Chordata; Mammalia; Rodentia; Muridae
Gene: Neto1
Product: neuropilin and tolloid like 1
Biological process (GO): positive regulation of excitatory postsynaptic potential
Cellular component (GO): postsynaptic density
Molecular function (GO): ionotropic glutamate receptor binding
Source: RefSeq, a predicted model, not a curated record